AUUUUAAACAUCUCAGAAAACAGAAGCAAUUUGUCAGAAAAGGCGAAUUCAGCAAAUGGUGAUAGAAACCUCUCCCUCUUCAUAUAAAAGAAUAUCUACACUUUUAACGUACGUUCAGGGUGGAAAUGUAACUACCACUACUCUUGCUUUGGUGUGCUUGCAUGAAGUACUUUCUUUCGAAGCUCCGUGUCUUCAAGCUCUCAUUGAUGGAAAAGCCAUCAAAUUAUUUUUGAAUGUCAUCGAGGCUAAUUUCUUGGGAGUCCGAAGGUCUCAGUUUGCAGCUCUGAGAUGUUUGAAGAAACUUUGCAGUUGCCGCGUGCUUCAAAAAGACAUCAUGAGUUCCAGAGGGGUUUAUUUGCUCUUCAGUUGCUUGAAUAACUCUGAUUACGAACUGAUGCUAUCCGCCGUACAAAUGAUAGCCGACAUUUCUGCUGAUUCUUCUUGUUGGGCAACAUCUCGUGAAUGUGGCGGAAUACAGAGACUUAUAGAUUUGUUAAGUGCUCACCAAGUAAAGCUAACCUGUACUUCACAGACCACCAAAAGUGAAAAUUUGAAAUUGAAGCUUACUGUAGCACAAUAUGCAGCCAAAUCUCUGUCCAUUCUUUAUAAAGAUGAGGAAAACCGAAGUGUAGCGAGCACACCAAGUAUCAUUAAUGUGUGCCAAUUUUGGAUUAGAAGUAGACAUCAAAAUGUCACCAUACCAAUUUUAAUUUUAUUGCAACAUCUUUCUUUAGAGGUAUCGUUCAGAAAGCAAGUCAACGUUUCUGGUAUGGUUCUUGAUGUCUUGCACCAUUUACGAUCCACAGACAUAGAAUUAAAGCAGGCAGCAGCGGAUCUCAUUCUUAUAUGUGCGGAUGAUCAAAGUACAUUCAAAUUUUUCUAUAAACAAGAAUUUGUUGCAGAAGUUUUCCAAAUGCUGUGUUCAAGUCAUGAAAAUGAAGCUCUUAUGAUUUCUCUAUCUGGAAUCAUUUGGAAAUGUUCACAAAUAAAAGUUUGCAUUCAACAACUUGAAUGCUUAAAUGCUAUGCCAGUCUUCACCCAGUUGUUGGAAAAUCAGCCAGUGCAGGUGAAAGCCUACAUUGUUGGAACGAUUGGAACAUGCUUUAAAAAUCCAACGUUACGAGAUAUGAUAAAGAAAACUAAUGGAAUUGAAAUAAUGGUGAGCUUUCUGCAAACGACUUAUAUACCAUUAAUAGUCAACUUGAACGAUGCUCUAUCAAAAGGUUCCGAAGAUCCAGAAAUUUUAGCUCAGUACCUUCAAUUGGAUGCUGUCCAACUUAUUUGGUCGUGCCUGAAAAAUUCUGAUUUUCAAGUACAGUCGAGUGCUGCAACUGCAUUAUGCACUAUUCUGAAAAAUAUGAAGAAUGCAAACUUGCAUAUGGAAAACUCUCUGGAUGGAAUUGAAUGUAUAAUUGAUUUAUUAGCUUCUAAGCGUAAAGAACUCCUGAUCCCAGCUUGUACACUCAUUCACAAUCUAGCUAAAGAUAAGAAUGCUUUAUCUGUUUUAGUCGAAUUCAAUGUUGCUUCACACCUGAUGCGGCUUAUGAAAACCAAUGACAAAAAGCUCCUUCAACAGUUAUGUUUAGCCGUAGCAUCUUGCUGCUCAUUCAAAAAAGGAUGUGAGAAAUUUGCAGAAUGUGGUAUUACUCCUGAGCUGUUAAAACAUCUUAGAGCAAAAAGCAAACCUUUAAGAAUUACAGCAGCGUCAGCUCUCUCCAGGAUAGCUUCACUACCUAAUUGGUGUUCAGUAGUUUCUCAAAACAGAAUCAUUCCUGUCCUCACAGAUAUGCUGUUGGAUGUAAAAAACAAGGAAGGCAAUGAAUCGGCAGCCAUGAUUUUGAGACAUAUACUCUGUAAUAUGAAUCGAGGAAACAUAAAACCCUUAUCAGCGUAAUGAAAAACGGAAGGGAAAAAAGCAUCAUUAAACUGUUUAUAGAAAUUUUUUCGUGGUCGAAAUGUGAAGCAGUUACCUUUUUAUGAAAGAUUUCGCUUGCCAUAAAAGCUAAAAAAAUCUUUUACAUUCCUUUGAAAUAUAUGGGUCAUAACGUGCGUUGAAGUAAGAUGUAUCAACAAAGUCAUAAAAUAUUAUUUCAGCUUUUGGAAAAUAUUCCAUGAUGAAAAAUUCAUAUCCAUUAGUCACUUCUUAACGUUCAACCGAAAAAGUACCAUUAAAUGCGGAAAAAAAAAAAAAAAAAAAAAAAGCCUUGACAAAUUUUAUGUAGUUACUGGAAAAAUUUAAUCAAGCUCCAAGUGUUUAAAACUUUUUUUUCCAAAUGAAAGACGAAAUGUAUUUAGGUGGCGUUUGCAUGUUUUUAUUUUAUAAAAGCAUGGGUUAUUUUUUAUUGCAGGCUGUCAAACUUUUUGGCAUUUACUGCUGUUUAUUCCAUAAUAAAUAU
This is a messenger RNA of Argiope bruennichi, 2396 nucleotides long. Its product is annotated as outer dynein arm-docking complex subunit 2-like. NCBI's taxonomy places the organism in Eukaryota, Metazoa, Arthropoda, Arachnida, Araneae, Araneidae. Gene Ontology annotation, molecular function: protein binding. The transcript has 11 exons. The record is from RefSeq and is a predicted model, not a curated record. Bases 56 to 1894 code for a protein of 612 amino acids.